GCGUCGACAUCAUCACUUUCGUGCCGUAUCGCAUAGUAUCGUACCGGAUCGACACGGAUCGGAUCUAGCGCGAAUCGGUUCCAGUGUUCCCUGCUCAAAGAAUCUCCAAUGAAAAAUCUCAAAAUCGAAUAGAAAAGUGAUCCAACUCCAGGAUAUAUGGCAGUGAAUGAGAAAAGUGUCAAGUGUCCAAUAAAUAAUAACAAAGAGCAAUAAAUACUGCAGUACACAAAUAAAUUAUUAAGUGAAGAACAAGUUUUGAAACAUUUUGAAAUGUACUUAGUCUUUCUCCUGAUCUUUGCCCUCGCGCUGGCGGACGGCGCCAAGUAUCAGCGUUCCUGGCUGUUCAAUCUACCGGAUAAUAAUUACCGCGACGUGAGAAAUGUGACCGCCAGAGGCGUCAGCUUCUAUCUGUACAACAGGCCCACCGUGCAUCCGACCUCGGCCCCGCCGCCGACCAGCCCCACGGAACCCUACGACUUCUACCAGGACCAGGACCAGGACCUGGACCUGGACCUGGACCAGGAGGAGGACGAGCGGGUAGAGGGUCUGGAGAUGGGGUACCACAAGCGCGUGCCACGGCAUCCGCACGAUAAUUACAACCGAGUGGAUGGCUCGAGCACCGACUUUGAUGAGGACUAUCCAUCCGAUCAGGCUCCGGCGCCGGGCUUUUUGACGGCAGAGAAGGAGAAGGAAUUGGGAACACCCAGUAGGGUGCAGGCCUCCCGACAGGCCUACGAGGCCUACGAGAAGCAGGAGAUAAAGCAGAGGACAAUCAUCCUAUUGGCCAGAGCCCACAACAACCGACUGAUCAAAGAAGCCGAAUGCAAAGUGCCCAAGGCCCAAGUCAUAUAUAUGAUCGGAGAGACAAAUAUACAGUAUUAUCCUCGGGCCACGAUCCUGCAUCGGUGCGACAGCUCCACUGGUUGCUGUCGGGAUGGGGAGAUCUGUUCCGUGAAGAAAAACGUCACGGUGGAGCUGCCAUUCGUACUGAACAACCGCGGCAAGAUGAUCCCGCUGGUGAAUCACACCGAAUGCGAGUGUGUGCAGAACAUGAGUCGUCGGAAGCGCAGCACGCAGUGCCAGUGUCCCAAGCACUUCAAGGACUUCAGCUGGCGAGGAAAUGUGGUGGGGGCGGUGAUGCUCCACUGCCGCUGCGAUUGCCAUCUCAACGAUGCGGCGUGCCAGAGGUUAAAGAACGGCGAGGAAGGAUUCGCCAUGAAUGACCGAAUUCGCAUCCAGCACCGGGAAAGCAGUCAACCGAUCUGCAACUACGGCCUCUAUGAUGUGAAAAACGGACGCUGUCCGCGUCCGGGCUCGAUGCAUCAGCUGCAGACGAAGCUGCAGUGGGGCAAGGGCUAAGGCUCUCGCCUGGCCCGGCCUCCAGCGAGUGGGGCAAAUGCCGCCGACGCCGCCGAACGAAAGCAAUCCAGAACUGUGUAUACACUAAAUAUUACUUGUACGAUUAAUGCAUGUUUACUAUCUAUAAAACUAUGCGAUGCAGUGUCCGACUGCAUCUGAUACACCGAGAAGGAAAGAUAUCCAAGUUCCGUUCAGAAGUAUUGCAACUAACAUUCAAGUGUACUUAAGUUACCUUCGAUUAAGUUCAUAUCUUAAGCUAUAUACCGCGUGUAUCUGUAUUCAAUUAAACGAUACUUCUAGUCA
Messenger RNA from Drosophila persimilis, 1662 nucleotides. RefSeq lists its product as uncharacterized. Lineage: Eukaryota; Metazoa; Arthropoda; Insecta; Diptera; Drosophilidae. Gene Ontology annotation, biological process: hemocyte migration. The record is from RefSeq and is a predicted model, not a curated record. The transcript is spliced from 5 exons. Bases 271 to 1359 code for a protein of 362 amino acids.